AGCAUGAAUGAGAACAAACUCGAAAAACUAAGUACUAAACAUGUAUUAGAAGUAACAAAGGUAUAAACAUUUCCACAAGUGAAGAGAGUAUACUACGAAUUGAGUAGUUGAAUGGCUCAACAUAUUAUAACAGAAGUUGGGGUUCCUGGAAAGAAAGAAAGAGAAAGGCGACAUUUUCAAGAGGAAAAAGGCAAAACAAAGAUUAAACCAAGUGGGCGUGUUUAUAUUCAUCCCGGUUACGGAACUCAGCCAGAUUGGAAACCACAUGGAAAGUCUAUAAAAGUCAAGUAUUCCAGCAAUGGACCAGACUGGGAAUCGAGAAUUAGCUAUAUACCACAUCCAUCAGACCCGGAGGCUAAACAUCCACAAUGCCUUCCAAUAGGACAAAGGUCAUUCCCAGACAUGACAAGACAAACAUAUGGAGAGUGGACCUACUAUCCUGACAACACAAUAGGGAAGAAGUGUUUCUUUACAGGCAGCAGUGGAGAAAUUCAGCAUAUAAACAACUUAACAUCGGCCAAUGAAAUAACUCAUUCAAUGUUAUAUGGUAAAAGGCGGAAAUACAAUUCAAUAUGGCAGAAAAGGGAAUUUCCAUAUGCAUCCCCUGGGGAUAAAAACUACCAGGUAGUUGAGUACUCUCCUAACUUUCACAAGAGGGGAUCAUGCAGGCCUAUUGUCAACUUUGGUGGGCCACCUACCAAGAAGCCAGACACAUUCGUUCCUCUUCAAAAAUUGCCAGAAAUCACAAGAGAGCCUUAUGUUGUGAAGGAAAGACAACGCAGACUUCAAGAUGACGUGGCCAUGGUCCAUGACCUAAGUUCGUGGAAGCCUGCCGCGCCUUUAGUAUCUCCUGAUGACGUUCGGUACCUGAACACAUUAUAUUAGCAUUUAGAUAUAAUUUUUUUACCAUCCCAUGGCUGCUGCUAGUAUUUAUGUACAGUAUAUAACAUUAUAUACAUGACCUUUGUAAAUAUGGUGCUCAUGCAAUAAUAGAAAUUUAAGUAAAUUCCUUUUGACUUUUGUAUAUGUGUAAAUAAUAAACAUAAUACACAUAAUAUUUGUAUUCCAUAAUUUUUAUUAUCAGUAAAAACUAUUAUGUUGUUUCUAAUUGUUAAAAUAUAAAAAUGCAAGUGAAAAUGUUUUUUUUUUUUUAUUAAAACCAGACUUAAGACCUGGUCCAUACAUAUUUUGUUCAUUGCUAUUAAUACAUGUCUUCCAAAUAGGUGCAGGAGUUUAAUAAUAUGCAUAGGACUGACUAUACACAUCGUUGCUAUACUAGUCUUCCUUAAAAAUAAUAUAGGAUAUGAUGUUACGUGUUGGUCAAAUGGUGGUCACAUGACCAACUGACGCACUUAAAUUAACUGCAAAACCUCUGAUUCAAUGUUAUAUACUUUGCUUAAUUUUGGGGUAGUGUUGCAAUCAGACUAUGGUUAACUAAUACGGUAGAGUACUGGGUCAAACGUUAAUCACCGACCAACACGUCGCAUGUCGAAAAUUCACGCCAAUUAACGGUACAAAUUAUCAAUUGUUGACAUUUUUAUUUAUAAACUCUAAAGUAAUUACAUAAUGUGGUUGUUAUUCAGUGGUGGAUCCAGAAAUGUAAAAUCGAGGGGGCCCACAGAGGGACUUCUUUCAUAGAUGAUGAUCUAGACCACAUCAUCCCAAACAUGAUUGGGAUGGAAGUAAAAAUAAAAAAAUAAGAUUAUAGCACCUCUAGAUGCCUGUCAAUGGCACCCUCAAACUUAAAUUUGAAUAAUCUUCAUAUUUUAUUCAUUUUGUUUUUAAUAAGUGUAUUUUAAGAGUGUUGGGGGGGGGGUGGGGUCCCCCUGAAUUCACCACAGAAAUUCUUACUUUUGCCUGAGCAUUGCAGCUUUUAUAUCAUCUUUUAAAAAAAAAACCUAGUCAUCACAUUAUUUUAUCAUUGCUAUUCAUCAGCAAAUUUGUUUAAAAGUUCCCUUUUCUCUAUAACUUGGUAAUCCAAUAGCCCCACUGGGUUUGAUAUUAGAGUGAGUGGAACAAGCUGGGUUACUAUAGUAAUGUAUCAUAAAUAAAGUAUAAAGGGUAUUAAAUAGAAUCUUCUUGGUACUCAUCCGACAAUUUGAGUAGUUGCGUUCCAGGCUAUUAAACUUAAAUUCUGCAGAAACAUCAGCAAGCGAAGUGAACUUUUUUUUACAAUAUGGUUUUCUUUUUGAGAUUUGACAGUUUACGUCAUUCAAUGGUGGUGCUCUUGUACAACAUUAAUGUAAUAAUUAAUCAAUCACUGCAAGAGUAAUCAAAAUAGCAGGGUUUCCAAAAUAUGAUUUUGGUAUAGAGAUGUAUUAUUUUGUACAUGUUAUCAAAUGUUUAUUUUUUUCAUAUUAAUAAUGCAAUAAAUUAUAAUGCUAUGUA
Anneissia japonica is the source of this 2388-nucleotide messenger RNA. RefSeq names its product spermatogenesis-associated serine-rich protein 1-like. The record is from RefSeq and is a predicted model, not a curated record. Lineage: Eukaryota; Metazoa; Echinodermata; Crinoidea; Comatulida; Comatulidae. The transcript has 7 exons. The coding region runs from base 112 to 885 and encodes 257 amino acids.